Ruditapes philippinarum (Manila clam) is the source of this 2107-nucleotide messenger RNA. RefSeq lists its product as uncharacterized. The record is from RefSeq and is a predicted model, not a curated record. Bases 590 to 1102 code for a protein of 170 amino acids. Gene Ontology annotation, cellular component: myosin II complex. The transcript is spliced from 5 exons. NCBI's taxonomy places the organism in Eukaryota, Metazoa, Mollusca, Bivalvia, Venerida, Veneridae. Gene Ontology annotation, molecular function: calcium ion binding.
CCAGCGGCAAACAUUUAUGCAAACAACUGAGGAAGUGUACUUGUGAUUUAUUACGUAAUCAUAUCAUUAGAAAGGUUUUGACAAACUAUAAAUUGUAAACAAAUACACAUAUAUCAGUUGAAAUCAAACGAAUACAGAAGAACAUCAUUCCAUUAUGUUUCAUGAAGUAUCGCUUGUAUUUUUCAAGCAUCUUAAUCAAAUUAAUGCAGAUGCUAGAAUAAAGAAAGCAAUAUACAUUGUGUGCAACAAGAAGAUUUUAUGAAAUAUGCACGUGCAAACGGUGUGCCUUAAUAACAUUCAAUCAAACAAGAGUGGAACAAUGAGUUGAAGCCGAAAACAUGUGGAUACAUUAUAGUAAUUGUGGUAAUCACGAGUGACAAUCAAUUAGAUGUCUGUCACAAAGGCAGUGAGUUCCAGGACAGUCGGUUCAAUGUUAUCUUACUUUAAGAGAACACAUGUUGGAUUAACAAAACGGAAAGUUUACAAUAUAAAUUGAUGAUAUAUUACUGUGAAUAAAAUAGCUGAAAAAGUGAAUAUAAUAAGAUUUAAAAAUAAAACAUAUUAAUAAAAAUCUUGGAUUAACAUAAUAAUGGAGCGACCACACAGUCGAAAACUAAAACAGCAAGAAAUCGUACAGAGGUUAAGCCAGUUAACCGAGGACAAGCUUAAAGAAUACCAAGAGGCGUUCAAGCUUUAUGACAAAGAUAAUGAUGGGAUCAUUUCAAUACAGAAGUUAGGGAGGGUACUUAGAGCAAUGGGACUAAAUCCUACAGAGAUAGAGGUUCAAGAAAUGAUAGAUGAAGUCGAUUCAGAGGGAACGGGUAAUCUAGAUUUUGAAAGUUUUCUAAAUAUAUUAGCAAGUAGAAAGUUUGAUGACGAAGACCAUGAAGACGCUUUAAAAGAAGCAUUCCGAAUGUUUGACCGUGACGGAAACGGUUACAUAGAUGCGGAGGAGUUACGAAUUUGUAUGAUAAAUCUUGGAGAAAAGCUUACAUUAGAAGAAGUUGAGGAAAUGAUAAGAGAGGUUGAUAUAGAUUAUGAUGGACGGAUGGAUUACCAAGAAUUUGUUAAACUGAUGUGCUCGAAAUAUGCGCUGGAAUAACGAGAGUGAUAUAUUUGUCGUCUGCUCAACAGCGUCUGAUGUGACAAUUGCUCAAGAUCAUCAUAGAGUGACGUCAAAGGUUAUUACAACAUGAAAUGUAAUUAUGCGUGGACACUCACACACACAAUACAUCAGACCAUAUGCCAUUUAACACACAUAUGUUUUAAGACAUAUGUUAAGUGUUUGUGUUCACGGUAUAUAUGACUUGUGUUGUCACUUCACUUACCUUUGACAUGGUUGGUUUAAUGUGUACACAGUAUAGAAAUGAAAAGUGAUAAAUGGUCCAGUUACAUUAAAACACAAUUAGGAAUAAAAGAAAGUGUUUGACAUGAAGUUGAAUAGUUUCCAAUAAUGUUUUGCGACAAACUUUCUGCAUUUUAAUCGAACUAAGUUAAGGAUGACUUUAAAGUAUUAUUCUUCUAGAAAGCUUUGCUAUAGUUAUUUGUUUAUAUAUAAGACAUACAAGUUGAUUCCCAUAAAAUAUUUAACUACUGAAUAUUAGUAGAUUAAAAGUUAUUUUUCUUUACGUUAAACAAAUAUGCAUUUUGAAUGCAUCAUAAUUAUAACUGAACCAAAUAUUUCGAUCAGUUAAUUUGAAUAAUGUUUGUUUGUUAGUACUCUAUAAUAAAGUCUGUAGUAUAUAUAUUUUACACUUUUGAUACGUUUUAAAUAUAGGUAUUUUCAAAUUAUGACUGGAAUAGCUCCGAGUAUGUGAACUAUCUAUCAACUGAAAUAUACAUUUAAACAGUCAUGAACUUAUGUAUUGACGAUUUGACGUCUAAUUGUCAUAUAACAAUAUAAAAAUGUAGUUUAAUGUAGAAUCUACCGAGAAAACCAAAAUAACAUCUUUGUCGAACAUAAGUGUGUACUGAGUUCAUCAUUUCCAGAAAUCUCAGGUACAGACAUUAUGCUAUUGUAUAAUUGCUCGUUAUGCAAAGUUAUUAUGCUUUCGAGGCACGUUUUCAUAAUGAUCUGUGUGCAUUAUGAGCAAUAGCAUACGUUUAU